AUGUCAUCUAAUAAGAAGAGUGACGUGUGGUUGCACUUCUCGGAGGAGAAGGAUAAGAAGGUUAAGUGUAAGUUGUGUGGUCAGCAGUUGUCGGUGUCAAAUAAAUCGACUUGCGGCCUUAUUCGUCACAUGAACAGACGACACCAGUUCCAGAGAAUCUCUAGACAGGCGCAACCUGUAGAAGAAGUACUUCUUGACAUCGAAGGCAGUGAGCUCAACAACAACAUCAGUGAAGUCAACAACAACAUCAGUGAAGUCAACAACAACACCAGUGCAGUCAACAACCAUAACCCCCAUCAGCUCAACAAUAGCACAGUAGCACCGCAGGUCCCUGCUCAGAUCCAACCACGGGCAUUAAACGCAUCGCAGCCACAAGUAACAAACUUUUUAUAUAAACCUCUUCCAAUAAAGAAGCAGCGCGAAAUCGAUCAACAG
Rhagoletis pomonella (apple maggot) is the source of this 435-nucleotide messenger RNA. RefSeq names its product anaphase-promoting complex subunit 3-like. The annotation marks the transcript as partial. The transcript has a single exon. Gene Ontology annotation, molecular function: DNA binding. Lineage: Eukaryota; Metazoa; Arthropoda; Insecta; Diptera; Tephritidae. The record is from RefSeq and is a predicted model, not a curated record.